Messenger RNA from Telopea speciosissima, 939 nucleotides. RefSeq lists its product as uncharacterized. The coding region runs from base 1 to 939 and encodes 312 amino acids. The record is from RefSeq and is a predicted model, not a curated record. The transcript has 3 exons. NCBI's taxonomy places the organism in Eukaryota, Viridiplantae, Streptophyta, Magnoliopsida, Proteales, Proteaceae.
AUGGAAGUUUUAUCCAAACUCUUCUCUGCUUAUCGUGAUUUAAACCUUUUUCAGGGAGUUAAAAUUUCCAGAUCAGCCCCUGAAUUCUCUCAUCUCCUUUUUGUUGUUGAUGUUUUCAUCUUCUGUCGUGCAACUCAGGAUGAUCUUCUGACAAUAAAGGCCAUCCUUGAUCUUUUCUUUGAUCUUACUGGCCAAGAAAUUAAUCUAUCCAAAAGUGGGAUCCAUUUCAGCAGAAAUGUUCCUAAUACGUAUUUAAAAGAAGCUCGAGUGCUCAUUGCGACCCAAGAGCAGUCGGAGAUCGCUUCAGCUCUCAACCUCCUCGAUGCUGCCCUUGUUCUCUAUCCGCGGCUCGAAUCGGCCCUUGAGCUUAAAGCUCGGUCUCUCCUCUACCUCCGCCGGUACAAGGAGGUUGCUGACAUGCUCCAAGAAUACAUACCAAGCUUUAAAAUGGUGUCUGAAGAAUCGUCCCUGUCUUCUGAUAACUCGUCCCAAUCGUCCCACCAACUCUCGAAGGAACGAGUGAUGCUCCUCUCCUCUGACCACUCCCCUUCUGACUCUACAGAUAAAGACCCUACCUUCAUAUGCUUUUCUGUUUCGGACCUGAAGAAGAAGGUCAUGGCUGGUCUCUCUUCCGCAGCAUUCAGGAAGGAAAGCGUGUGCUGGUCUGACGACAGCUUCUCCGCCAACUUCGCUGCAAGCAGCGAUCUAAGCAACGCAAAUCCUCCCACUACACCAACUGAUUCGGAGUACGUUGCUCAACUCCUUGGGCACAUCAAGCUCCUCUGCCGCCGCUGCACUAUCGCUGUCGCAGCCUUAGACGCAGAGCUCUAUUCAGAAGCCAUUAGGCACUUCUCUAAGAUAAUCGAUAAUCGCUGUGGUACUCCACAGGGCUUCCUUGCCGAGUGCUACAUUCAUGUUAUAUUAAUUCGAUCCGAAUAA